Molecule: messenger RNA, 1521 nt
Organism: Sclerotinia trifoliorum
Lineage: Eukaryota; Fungi; Ascomycota; Leotiomycetes; Helotiales; Sclerotiniaceae
Source: the annotation of a GenBank genome assembly
AUGUUUCAUCAACCAAGUUCUUGGGAGCUUUCUCUUGAUCGAGCAAAACAACGAUUCCGUAAUCAUCAACAAUACGUUUACGCAAAAACUACUAGCAGCAGCUCACCCAAUAAGCUAUCAAACUCGAUGGCAAAAAGCUCUAAAGUCACGACCACAGUCACGUCUGACUACAAGUGGCAUGACCGCUGUAUGUAUUGUGCCCGAGUUGAUACUCUGCAUGACUGACUUUGAGCAGGUGUGAACGAGACACCCUUCAACUCAUGGCUCGAGUCUGUUACUAGGGUCUUUAGAAGCGAAGGAAACACCUACCAGGAACAUCCUUUGAGACUCGCACCAAGUCAGGGUAUGCAAAUAGCAGACAAAAGACAACAUGCUGCAAAUCUCUCGUCCAUAUUCAGCGCCACGGCCGAUACUAGGGAUGCUGCCGCUGCAACUUCGCGUGACGGUGUUAAUGCGGAACUUCAAAAUAUUAUUGCCCAGCACCUCGGAAUCAAUGUUGAAGUGUCUAAUUACCAUGGACCUCCUGCAUCCGCGGGAACCCAUACCCGAAACUUGUCGACAUCUUCAAGCCCAAGUUUAUCAUCCUCGUUUGCAUCAACUGCAUUCACAGAAAUUACCACAUCGACGUUCGAUCAUAACUACUUUGUUACCCCGAGCUGUAAUGAAGCUAUCUCGCCUACUCAAUCUAAAAACAUGCCAAACCAUCUUCGCGAAGAGAAACAACCCGCAAUGGCUUCGCGAGGCAAUUCGCAAUUAGACGGGUAUAGGGGAGACAAGGAAGUAAACAACAUUACACGUGAAUUUGUGCCAUCUGCGAUCCUUAAAGGUGGUCGCCGUCUGCCCACUUCUGAUAUUAUUCGAAAAGCUGAGGAGGUCGGUAUUGUUUUUAAUCCCAAGUACAAAGGCGAGCUCACUAACUUCAACCUUCGCAAUGCAAUGUGUCUCGACCAUGAGAACUGUUCCGUGAGAAUUCACAAGAUCCCUCCGGAAGCUAGUCAUUGCGAGAUAUUCGCCUUGAUCACCCAUGGCAAGGUAUUCUCAUUCAACUACAUCCGUCCAGUCGAAAACCUUUUCACUCAUGCUGCUGCCGAUCUUGUCUUCCUUACGAGGGAGGCGGCAGAAAAGUUCCUCCACGACGCCAAGUUCGGCCAUGGACUCUAUAUCCGCGGCCAAAGAAUCACGGUGAUGUGGAACAAGAUUAAAGUAUUGCCUGCGGAAGGUCGAUAUGGGAAAAUGUCAAGGGUUGUUAGAAUCAAAGGUCCGGCCGAAAAUAUUUCCGUGAAAAUCCUCGAAGAAUUCUUCCGAAGUAAAUUUGAAUUCGAUCUCAUCACAGGCAAGGAAUGGUUUCAGUGGGAUGGUAGCAAGAUUGUUGAAUUGGCAUUCUCGUCCAUUCGUAGUCAAAGUGAGUCGGCUGUAAAAAGCUUCAACAUUUACAUCAGCCAGAAUAUGCCGGAUGCUGGAUAUCGUAUCUGGUAUGCUCUUGAUCCAUGCUCAAAACCCAAUCAUAGAGGCGGGUUCUGA